Molecule: messenger RNA, 955 nt
Organism: Rotaria sp. Silwood2
Lineage: Eukaryota; Metazoa; Rotifera; Eurotatoria; Philodinida; Philodinidae
Source: the annotation of a GenBank genome assembly
AAAAGAGUGAAUAUCAACUGUUAGUGAAACAACCAACUGUUACAACUAGUGAAGGAACAUAUCGAGUAAUAUUAAAGAAUAAUCUUGGAGAAACGGAAUCAACACCAUGUGUAUUGACUGUAUUGGAACCAGUUAAAUUGACAAAGAUUGCUCCAACGCCAGAAGUAGUUGAUCUGAAAGUUGGUGAACCAUUUGAGAUCUCGUUUGACAUCGGUGGUAAAGAAGCACCUAAAGUACAGUUAUUGAAAGAUGGAAAAGAAGUGAAGUUCACAAGUGUUGAAGGUACACGACAUGUAUAUUCAGUUCCUGAAGUGAAACCAGAGCAUCAAGGUGUAUACAAACUGAUAGCAAAGAACAAAACAUCAGCUGAAGAGACAAACGUGACACUCAAUGUUACUGCACCACUGAGCGUAUCACAACCGUUAUCUGAUAUUAAUGUACUUCUUGGUCAACCUGGUACUUUCAAUCUAACAUGUGAUGCGUUUCCUACACCAAAAGUUACAUGGUUCUUCAACGAUACUGAACUGAAAAAUUCUCCAAAACACAAAAUUGAAACAAAACAAAAUGUAUUUUCUCUAACUGUUAACAAAUGUGAUCAUCCUGAUGUUGGCAUUUAUCGUGUACUCAUCGACAAUGGAAUUGAUCAUACUGAACAAACUGCUAAACUUCACGUCGGAGUGAAACCGAAAGUUGAAGCCGCAAAACCAGCCAAUGAUCAGACAUGCAUCAUCGGUCAAGAUACUCAAAUCUCAUGGAAAUUUAGUGGUGUCGAAAAACCUCAAGUAACUUGGCUCUCCAAUGGACAACCAUUACCCACUAAUGAACGCUUCCAAGUCACUGAAACUGAAGAUGGAACAUCAACAUUAUCUAUUCGACAUGCUGAACUUACUGAUAAAGGUGUUUAUACUGCUAAAGCAACAAAUGCAGUUGGUGAAGCUGAAGCUAAAACAACAUU